AUGACCUGGGCGAUUGACGGCGUGCCCAAAUGGACUCUACGACAGUCCGACCUGGGCGAUGCCGGCGCCUGGCAAGUGUUGGCUGCUGAUGGGAAGAUGGUGCUGUUCAAGGUGGCUGUUGGGGGCGCCUUUGCCGACGCCGUUGCCGGCUUCAAGACGCCUACAAACGAGACGGUGGGCGGUAGGGGCGCUGCCAUGGAGGGUGACUAUGUGGCCGUUUAUGCCUCCUGA
Metarhizium robertsii ARSEF 23 is the source of this 231-nucleotide messenger RNA. RefSeq lists its product as uncharacterized. The transcript has a single exon. The coding region runs from base 1 to 231 and encodes 76 amino acids. Lineage: Eukaryota; Fungi; Ascomycota; Sordariomycetes; Hypocreales; Clavicipitaceae. The record is from RefSeq and is a predicted model, not a curated record.